Molecule: messenger RNA, 660 nt
Organism: Erigeron canadensis
Lineage: Eukaryota; Viridiplantae; Streptophyta; Magnoliopsida; Asterales; Asteraceae
Exons: 1
Coding region: 1-660 (219 amino acids)
Source: RefSeq, a predicted model, not a curated record
AUGAGUAAUCCUGGAAAUAUACCACCAAUUAUUCAACCAACCGGAACCCAACGAGAACCUAACCUUGAACAAAAUGUCCAACCCCAAAACCAACCUCAACAACAACAUCCACCCCGAUCCGUGAGAAGCGGAUUCACAACUCCUCACCGAACUGGAACACCAACCUUUGUUGGAGAAGGAUCAAGGUAUACGGAGUCGGUGUAUGAAAUGGUUGAUAAUUGGAAUGAUGGGAGGUUUGAUAAUCAUGAUGAUGGAUAUGAUUGGAAUGAUGGAGAUGAUUAUGGGCAACCACAAAACAUUCAAUAUCCUCAAUUUAACCAACCUCAAUACAUCAACCCAAUAAUUCCUCAAGGACCACCACCACGUCACUACCGUCGUGGAGUCCCACCCAUUAACCAACCACACAACCGUGCCAUGCCAAACAUGAACUAUCAACCUCCACCACAAGGAGUUGAUAGUCAUUUCCGACCCGCCAUAGCCGUUAAUGCCUCACCUAUAGUACCACCGGUGUUGAGGGGUAGAGCUUUUGAAGUUAGACCUCAAUGUUUGAGUAUUCUACCGAGUUUCUAUGGUAAAGCAACGGAGGAGCCUUAUUUGCACUUGUCGGAGUUCGAGGCUAUUUGUGGUACCAUUGGAGGGUCAAGGAUUUUCUCCGAAUGA